This is a messenger RNA of Sabethes cyaneus, 868 nucleotides long. Its product is annotated as glutathione S-transferase 1-like. Gene Ontology annotation, molecular function: glutathione transferase activity. The transcript has 2 exons. The record is from RefSeq and is a predicted model, not a curated record. The coding region runs from base 165 to 839 and encodes 224 amino acids. Lineage: Eukaryota; Metazoa; Arthropoda; Insecta; Diptera; Culicidae. Gene Ontology annotation, biological process: glutathione metabolic process.
UGGGCUAUAAAUACAGUCGCUUGUUGUUUUCGUUUGAGCAGACACCACCAGCGGACACCAAAAAAUCAUCCACACAAUAUAACAGCGAAAUUGGCUUGUAUCCGCUCAUUCAUUUCCAGGUUAUCAUUCGCGGAAGAUUGACGGCAACUUUCCUUUCUAAAAAAAUGGCUCCUAUCACUUUAUAUACAACUCCUCGAACGCCGGCUGGAAGAGCCGUGGAACUUACUGCCAAAAUCAUUGGAGUAGAGCUGGACAUCAAAAUUAUGGAUCUUGUGAAUAAGGAACAUUUGACUGAAGAGUUUCUGAAACUCAAUCCUCAGCAUACUGUUCCGACUAUUGUUGAUGAUGGUGUUCCUCUGUAUGACAGUCAUGCGAUUAUCAUCUACUUGGUGUCGAAAUACGCUAAAGAUGACAGUCUGUACCCAAAGGACCUUGUCACGCAGGCACGCAUCAAUGCGUUGUUGCAUUUCGAGUCCGGAAUACUGUUCGCCCGGCUCCGGGGAACGCUGGCUCCGAUCUUUUAUCAAGGCCAUCCGGAAAUACCGGAAGAUAAGCGGAAAUCAAUCUAUGAUGCGUAUGAUCUACUGGAAGGCAUGCUGCAGUCAGAUUACUUGGUUGGUGAUUCGCUAACCCUGGCCGAUAUCAGCUGCAGCACUUCGCUGACAACGCUGAACCUGCUGUUCCCAGUGGACGCCGAUAAGUGUCCCAAGCUGGUUGCGUAUUUGAAGCGCCUGGAGCAAAACCUACCCAACCAUAAGGAGUUCAAUUUAGAACGUUCAAAGCUGUCGGAAGCUCACCUAAAGCAGAAGCUCAUUGAGAAUAAGAAGUCGCAAAAUUAAUGAUCUUGAAAAUAUAAUAUUCCUAUGAA